AUUAGCAUCCCGAUAAUUUUUGUACCAUGGUGAUUGGUCAUUAGUUGAUCGGACUAACGAUAAAAUCUGUGCAUGUAUUGUGUAUCUGACGGUAUCCUACACUGCAUUUCCAAGAAGUCACUUUUGGAGCUACUGCCACCUCCUGACCAAGCAGUAGCUCCAAGGUUCCCCCUGUCCCCAGCAUCAAUAGGCGCAGCACACUUGCACCUGAAGUGAUGCAAUGCAGACUUCCAUGAAACAUGGAAAAAACACUUGUUGAUUGUGUUUAAAAUUGCACUUUGGUCCCUACACUUGUGCAGGUACAUGUGCCCUUAUAUGAGCUUCUAACAAUAAAUAUAAAUGUAUUUUUUACACAGAAAUACCUGAUUCCACAGAUUGAAACUCCCCCUAAGGCUCACAGAGUAAAACUAUAAAGGACAUUUAUUGCCAUCUCAGGUGUUAAACUGCCAUUGCAAAUGUACCUUUGUUGCAUUAUGUUUUAUAUAUGUAUGUAUAUAUGUAUGUAUGUAAAUAAAUAAAAAAUGUUGCAUUUAAUUGAACAACACCCAUUAAUCAAGUAAUUUGAAUGGGACAUACACAUUAGGGUGACAAAUUCCAUAUCACUUGGCUCCAAAAAUGCUUAUUGGAUCACCUCCAGUGGUAGCUGAAUGAAAUUCCCUCUCUGGCAAAACUGUAGAAGUACUUGCGCAAGUGUGUUUUUAAGUGGAAGAAGUUGAAAUAUAUUUAUAUGUAAAAACCAGAUGGAUUCAGUUAGGCUCCACUUCUACAGAAAUCACAUUUCAUUAUCCUAUUUAAUUAUUAUUCUUAAAAGUUAAAAGAGACAACAACUGUAUAUAAAGAGAAUAAGAAAAAGUUUUUGCAUGUUGUGUAAGGGUUCAUAGCUAUUCUGUGCAGUAUCAGGCCCUAAGGGUUGGAGAACACCCAUAUUCCAUGGUCAGAAAGUCUCCCUGUCAUGUCCAUACCAAGCACAGUUUUAACAAUUCAUAAGUAAGAAACUGAUAGAAUGGAGCAUCUGUUAUAGAUUAUGUAUUUUGGGAAGGGGUUAGGGGUGGAGGUGCAUAAUCUGUCUAUUCCCAUAAACCUUUGCUAGCAGGAAAAGCAUUCAGGUGGCGUUGAAAAUGGAAAUUUUCUAUGGGCCAUUAGUAGCACAGGCAGGGCAAUAUGUAGCUUAAAGUAUGAAAGUCAUUUAUGUAGCAGAGAUGGACUUUAGUUGCGUCUCAAUUCAGCCAAAAGUGCCGGACAUAAAAAAGUCAUAACUAUAUUUUUGUUACUGCUUUAUCACAGAACAGACUUUUCUGCCAGCUUUGCUGGUCUGCAAAGUGUGUCAUUUGCCAAAAUUAUUCAAUUUUUACCAGCCAAAAAGUUAAUUUUGAGUGAGGAUCUUUAUGUGAAGGAUUCCUGUGAUUGUUAUUAAGGCAGUAAAUACAAAUGUCCUGCAUGUGUCAGAGAGAUAUUGUAUCAGGCGAUCUCGCCGAGAGACACAAUAAAUAGUAUUUACAUGCAGAAUGAACUCCAACCCAUAAACAGCGAGCUUGUUCUGAUAAGAGGUGCAUAAACUUAGUACGAGCCUGUGUAGUAGUCAGAGCAAUGCCUGAAUUUACAGUCCCACCCCAUAUGCAUAAUACAAUACAGCCUGCAGACUGGGAAGCCUACGCCUUCUCAUACAGGCUAUAAUGAUUGGUUCUCUGGCAGUGGGUAGGUACUUACAAUGGAAGCUGAGGGUAUAGUGUAGUGUCGGGAUUCUAUUGCAACCAUGUUAAGCUUUGUUAAACCUAUUCAAGAGCAGAAACAACAACAAGAGUAGAAUUCUCCUUUAACUUGUAUCUUAUGUCUCAAAGAUUUGUGAACACCCUGUUCUGGAAAGAGGAGAACGAAUGUCAUCACAGAUUGAAGUUUCUGCUCACAGCUCUGAACUGAGGAUCAAUGUCCCCUGGGGACACCUGGCAGCAAAAUCUUGGGGGCUGCGUGAGGGACAGCUUGUUCUCUGCCUGCAUGGCUGGUUGGAUAAUGCCAAUUCCUUUAAUAAACUCAUUCCAUUACUUCCGCAAGGUUAUCAUUAUGUGGCCCUGGACUUCACUGGACAUGGAUUAUCUUCCCACAAGCCUCCAGGGGCUAGAUAUGACUUUAUUGACUUUGUCAUAGAUGCUUACAAAGCUUUGGUGGCUUUAGGAAGAGAAAAGGUGACAGUGCUGGGACACAGCCUUGGUGGUCUUGUGGGGACUUUACUUGCCAGCAUAUACCCAGAAAUAAUAGAAAAUGUUAUUCUACUGGACACCUAUGGAUUCUAUCCUCAAAGUUCGCACAUAUUUAUUAGCCAUUUCAAAGACAGCAUCCUCAGCUAUGUCUGCACAGAUGUCGCCCAAGUCCAAAAGACGUAUACUCCUGGUGAUGCUCUGCAGAGGUUAUUAAUAGCCAACAAGUCUUUGACUGUAGAAUCAGUUAAAAUUCUCCUCCAACGUGGAACUAAAGAAAUGCCAGAUGGACUGACCUUCACACGGGAUCCCAGAAUCUGUUUGAUGUCCAUGCCACCACUAACCUUGGAGCUUUGUUGCCACAUGAUGAAGACUAUACAAGCCAAUGUCCUAGCCAUCAUAGCCAGUGAUGGACUAAUGAGUGAGAAAGAAAACCAGUUUGAUCCAAGAGAUGGAACCAUUUUACUGAGUCGGUGGCAAGAAUACGUUGAGUGCUUCCAGCUUGCGGCUGUGAAUGGAAACCAUUUUGUGCACUUGAACAAUGCGGAAAAUGUGUCUGGGAUUAUCAGUAGCUUCCUGCAGAAGAAACCACACUACCACUCAAAGCUCUGAAUUUCCAUAUCGACAUAUUCACAUGCAGCUUUCACAGUUCCAAGUCACUUGAACACUGGCAUUGCAAUCCUAUUCAUAGGAUUAGCCCAAAUCCCUGGGCACAUUCUGGGCACUGGCUCAUUGUCUGGAUCACAAGGACAACACAGACAAUUGCACAUUCUUAUGCAGGCCCGGAUUUGUGGAAAGGCCACAAAGGCCCGGGCCUAGGGCGGCACAAGUUUAGGGGCGGCAUGCCGC
Xenopus tropicalis (tropical clawed frog) is the source of this 3041-nucleotide messenger RNA. It is a transcript of the gene serhl, whose product is annotated as serine hydrolase-like. The record is from RefSeq and is a predicted model, not a curated record. The transcript is spliced from 12 exons. NCBI's taxonomy places the organism in Eukaryota, Metazoa, Chordata, Amphibia, Anura, Pipidae. The coding region runs from base 1875 to 2804 and encodes 309 amino acids.